This is a messenger RNA of Anopheles aquasalis, 2752 nucleotides long. It is a transcript of the gene TAF1B, whose product is annotated as TATA box-binding protein-associated factor RNA polymerase I subunit B. NCBI's taxonomy places the organism in Eukaryota, Metazoa, Arthropoda, Insecta, Diptera, Culicidae. Gene Ontology annotation, molecular function: RNA polymerase I core promoter sequence-specific DNA binding. Gene Ontology annotation, cellular component: RNA polymerase transcription factor SL1 complex; RNA polymerase I core factor complex. The record is from RefSeq and is a predicted model, not a curated record. Gene Ontology annotation, biological process: nucleolar large rRNA transcription by RNA polymerase I; RNA polymerase I preinitiation complex assembly.
GAUGAAAGUGAUAAGAACAAUCUCGAGUCAUUUGCAACUCCCGCCAUUGUUUUCUUCGGAAAAGUAAGCCCGGAAAGUGCAAACCCUUGGAAACCCGUAACAUGAAAAGAGAAAAACCCGGGGCCGAAACCAGAAUCUGAAACCACGAAAAAACAUUCCAUAAUCAUCAUCCGGAACAUCCGGAUCCGCGCUGAGCACAUCCGCAGAGGAAAGCCGCAGUUGCUACAAUCUGUUAUCAAGUAGCACUUUUAAGCGGCUGUGAAGAUGAACCGUACUCUCGAGGUUUGCGAGGUGUGUGGUCUGGACUCGUUUACCCUGGAUGCCGGGUUCUACUACUGCGAUGAGUGUGGCACAAAGCUGGCCAUCAGGUGCGAAACCGUGAACGAUCGUGAGGCCGACGGUGGUGAUCAGCAGCACGAGGAAAAGAAAACAGAGACAAAACACGAAAUUAGUAGCUGGGAGCAGCUGAACUACAUACUGCACGGCCUAACGGAGCGACUGAUCGAGAUGGGAGCGCCGGCGGAAUUGAAGAGAUCGGUUCUUCAAAUAUGGUGCGCUUAUUUACAGAAAGCGGAAAUCGCGUUCUUUGACAAACGCAAACGCUCGCGACCUCGCUUGUCCCUGCUGAAUCAAGCGAGCGAUUUAAAACUCAUCUUUAAUCGAUCUAUGGAGCGUACCGAAAAGUCCCCGAGAAUCAGCAAAUGUCGAGAGAUUAGCGAGAAGACGCGCAAACGGAGGCUGAACCAACAGCUCCUUGAAGAGGAGCACAGUUUGCAGCUACUGAGCCAGCAAUCCGACCUGAGCAGUACGCUCGAUAGCCUUUCGCAGCAGAGUACGUUCAUGGAUACGAAGAAGCCACUUUCGGGACGGUUCAACAAGCAGGCUCGCAAGCGGUUACUGGAAGAGCUUCACAUGGAUGAAGAGCAUUUGGACUGGCACGAGCAAGAAGCACCAAUAAAUUCAUCCUGCCAUUCGAUGUCGACUGGAACGAAAACUAACCGAGUUCCGCGAGGGGCCUCUUUCGCGGCCAAUGACUGGACGAGAAUGAACCGACGCUCGGUGCUACUGGCCAUUUUGGCCCUCGGUCUCAACCAGGUCGGUAGCAGCAUAAUGAUAAGUGACCUCUGGCGAUGGUCCGAGGAAGGCCACCUGCAUUUCCAAGACAUCAAGCGCUACUUACCGGACACUAUCGACCCAGAGUCCUACACUGAGACCAUUUAUCACCUAACGAGAUUCCAUUGCUCCGAAGAGGAAGUGAGAAAAUGUGCAAGCCAUUUGGUUCGCAACUUACUGGCUAAACCCCGCCAUCCCGAUCUACCAGCACUCUGCUUGCGCUAUCUGGGCGAAUUGGCACUGCCAAACGAUUUGAUAUCCUGCGUAACGAAGCUCAUUGCGAUCAACCCUCCCAGAUGGGCUUCCGGCAGCUGGAAGCCAACGUACUUGCCAAACUACGAAAUAUCGGCCAUGCAGUAUAUUUUAUGUGCGAUGAAGCUCCUGUUCGCAUUAGAUGGUGCGACUGAGGACAAACUGGAUACCGCUACGACGAAGCUCAAUGAUCUGCUCUUACCACCGGCACCCGGCAAACACAAGCCGCUCUUUGUGUGGAGUGAAUGGCAACGAUACGUUGCUAUGCGACGCAUCAUUCUCGAACAGAUGCACUUCCCGACGCACUACUCGCAGGCUCAUAUGAUCAACGGAAAACCGGCGUUCGAUUCGGCGCUGUUUGUCGACUUUAUGGAGUCCAUGGUAGUGCCCGAUGAGUAUGAAACCUCCGGUUACCGAUCGAACAACAACAAUGGACCGAUCAGGGAACAGCGGAUAAGGAACUUGUACUCCAUUCUAUCACCGCUCACCGAAAAGCACCAGCGUGAGGCACACGGCAAAAAUACGCCGUCACGACAUUACGAGUUCGAUCCUAGCAUGCAGCCACGGCGUUCCUAUCUGAAAGAGAUUCUAGCGAUGGAUGCAGCUGAUCGAGCCUCCGUCUACAUUCCGCCGUAUAUGUGGACAGAUCACAGCGAGCGUGUCAUAGCCCCGUUCGUGAAUCCAGUGCCACUCAAAAGGUACCUUCUAAGUCAGCAUAAGGUUCGAUUAGUAACAAAACGAACCAAACUCAGCAUUGGCCACAUCCAAAUGGAGAAAUACCGUGGUGUCGAAAGAAAAAUCGAUCGAUACAUUAGAAGACACCAUCUCACGCAAGUGCUUAUCACUAACAGUGAUGACGAAUACGACGACGACGACGAUGGCGAUCCGCCCGUUGGGGAAAGGAAAGAUAUUCUGGAUUAUCUCGAAGAUCGCAUUGAAGCAAAGCAGCAAAAUAAGGAUGAGCUGCUGCGCCACGUGCUUCUCCGGAAUGUGAUAAACGAUCUGGGAUUAGCGUACUGCUUAACAACAAACGGCGACAACGAACAGAUUGCGGAUACGGUCAAUCCAUUCGAAGGUAAUCCACCGUUACUCGAAACGCUAGAGGGCGAGGAAACAUGUGCUCGUAAGGUGCACAUUGCGCUUCCCAACUAUUUCUACUGGACGCGAGAUGGAAGCUACGAUAUACUAUAUAUCGAUAACAAAGUAGACGAGUAUUUUAGUGGUCUUCCGAGCGGUUUUGUGUUUUUACUAAAAGAAGCUGCUGCCGUCGCGUGUUCCCCGAUACACGAACUGUACCAUGAUCUCCGUCAACUGGAAGAACAAAUUUUUCGGUUUUACGAUAAAAUAAAGUAGUUAUCGGAGUUCAUUAUCGAUUAAAUAAAGUAGU